AUGAUUUUACUCCGUGCCUUUUUUCUGGUCCUGUUAUUUUCCUGUCCGACAUCAGGCAGCCCUAUCAACCAGGACCACUUUGAGAUCCCUGAUGACUUUAUGAGUUCUCUGAAUGAUGGAGUUAAUCAAAAUCCAAGCGUCAUCUCUCCGACCGACCCACGCUAUGCAGCGUUUUUGGACUACGCCCAACGUUUAAAUAGCACAUUGAAUUUCAACCUGAACCCUUGUACUGACUUUUAUGACUACGUCUGCAGUCCAAACGAAUUCGCAAUCCAGGACUUGCAAGACUCUGCUACACAAGCUUUACUUAAUGCAUUAAAAAAACCGGCCGUAAGUUUGUCUCUACUAACAAGGAAAGCCCUCCAAUGGGGUAUGAAGGUACAGGCCGAAACAUGCGUGGUGUUACUAAUUUUUACACAUUCUGAGUCAGAAAAAUUUUGCUAUUUUUUGUCCAUACCCUAUAGAAGUACUUUCCUUGUAAAAUGCAACGGUUUCAGGAAUUUGAUGCAACGAGGAAGCUAAAAAAGUAUUUUGAUGCUUGUCUUAGAGAGCCUGAACCAAAAAUUGUGAUUGAAGAUCAAUAUCAGAUUGUCGCAAAAGCCGCAGGUGUACCCUUUCCAGCGUUGUCUGGUAGGCCAGACGCUGUAGACAAGCCCCCAAAACCCACGCUCACAAACCUAUUGCUCGAAGGUAGAAUUGUCAAAGUCGGCAUCGACGAAUUUCCAAAAAAGGUUGAUGGAUAUCUGUACACAGUUUCCCUUUCCGGUCCACUCUUGCUUGAAGCUGACGUACGUCGUAAUUUUUUGGCGAAACAAAUUUUUAGUCCACAUAUCUUGUUCUCAACGAAUGGCCUACAUAUCGACCUACCUUGAAGGAGGAAUUAACCUCGUUCCUGAAGAAGUUAGCAGCCCGGUUACAAUUGCCCGUGGAUGAUUCUGUGUUAUCAAAAGAUGUCGACGAUGUUUUAGAUGUUGAGAAAUACCUCGCAGAGAACGCAGCUAACGACAAAUUUGUGCGUCUUCAAACACCCGUGCAAAGGUGUGUUUCGGAACGUCGUCAAUCGAGGGAAAACAUAGUUGGGGAAACUGAAAAAAAAUUAGAUUUGUCGAUGGUGUUGAUUUCAAACCAACCCCCAAAUCGAGUAUUUGUGAAAAAGGAUCAAAAAAUUGCUGCUUACAGAAAUAAUUCAAAAAAAAGUUACAAUCAAAAAGGAAUGAAUAUGAUUUUCGAAAUCAACGCCCACGAUUAUCCUCUGUAAUUUUUACUUUUCUGAACGCUGAGAAGUCUGGCUCCGACUUUGGGCUCGGGAGCCGGAGCCGCUCAGAGCCGGAGCCAAGAGGCGGCUUCGUAGCUGUGGAAAUCUCUGGCUACCACCCGCGCAGCAAGUCCGGACCAAAAUUUCCGAUCCCGGCUCGGGUGCGGGCCUGCCAAAUUUUAGGAAGCCCGCCCCGGAUAAAAUAGGCGUUUUUGCGAACCCGAUUGAAAAGGUUUACAGAAGACCCUUUCCCCCGAAACCGGCCGCCGCUAGAAAUAAAGUCUCCGCCAAGCCUUCGCCAACGUGUGAAAGAGCCGUCUGAGUUCCCAAUUUCAGCCAGCUUAUGGAUUUCACAAUCGAUGAAGUAAGCGCAAUGUUUCCGUUCUUGGAUAUGCCUACUGUGCUACAAAGUCUAUUGAAGGAUCUUUCCGAAGAGCAAAAAACCCGGUUUUCAUCUGGUAAAGAACGAAUAUUAAUUGGAAUUCCAGAUCGUUUCUCUAAAUUGUCGGACUAUAUAAUGUCAGAUGCAAUUAGUGGGCGAACGCUUUACAAUGUUUUCUAUAUCAGAGCCCUCUAUGCUCUUAAAGACAUGAUCCCCGUUGUUAAUUCUGCUUCUGCAACGACGAGAACGAAUGCAAUCUUCAAACAGCUUGAUCCCACGCCGAACCCUGAAAGAAGAUGCCUAGAAAACGUUGCAUCGAUCCCGAGAGUUAACUUUUUGACUGAUAGGUUAUAUAUAGACAGCCGUAUACCCAACAAGGCCGACCGAGAGGCCAAAUUCUCAGCUGUGGAGAAGAUGAUAAAGCGGAUAAUUGAAGGAUUUCGAGUGAGUUUUGUUUGAACGCGCUUUUCCUCAUGACAUACUGUACGCAUUUAGAUUGAAAUCAAUAAACUAAAUUGGCCUGAAUCAUUUAAAAAAGGCGUAAACACAAAGCUAAACAACAUGCAAAUAAAUGUCGGCUACCCUAGAAGAGUGGACUCUGACGAUUUUUUAAACAAUUUCUACAUGGCAUGGAACGUCACUGAUGGUCACGAAGCUGAGUCCCUGUCACUGUUUACGCAAACGCAAAACAUUUUAAUGCUUUCUCGAACCGAACGCGAUCGAACAGACUUCACGGGCUCUGUAAAUGAAGUAAACGCAGCCAACAAUCCAUAUAGGAACUCAAUCAACGUCUAUGAUGCGAUUCUGUAUCCUCCCAAUUUUCGGUCGGAUUAUCCUGCCGCAGUUAACCACGGAGCAAUCGGAUUUGCACUUGCCCAUGAGAUUGUUCACAGCUUCGAUAAUAGUGGAGUGGAAUACGAUGACCAAGGAUACGUAAAUCCGUGGCUGGAUCCGGAGAGCAAAGCAUUGUUUGAUUCGAUGGAACAGUGCGUAAUCGACCAAUACAACACCUUCAAAACUUCGCAAGGUUGGCCUAUAGACGGGAAAUUCACCGCCGGCGAAAACAUUGCGGAUAAUGGAGGUGAGUGGUGUCUGUUGCUGUACGAAAUCUUCAGGCAUCCGUGCUACCUUCAACGCCUACAAGAAGCAUCAAUCACUGUUUGGAGAGGACCCCAGGUUGCCCAUUGAUCGAGUUUCCAGCUUCACCAAUGACCAGUUGUUCUUUAUCGGUAUGACAAAACCAUGGUGUGGCCGAGAGAACCCGACAAAAUUAAAGCUAUACUCCGACGAACAUGCUCCCUAUAGAACUAGAGUUCUUGGUGUAUUACAAAACUUUCCUCAAUUCAAAAAAGCAUUCAAUUGUAAGGCAGAUGAUUUAUACGCCCAGAAACACUGUAAUGUAUAUACCGUGGAUGAUCAUGACUGUUAACCCUUUGAGAAUAAACUGACUUAUUUCAACCGUGCUCUGCAACAUAACAUAACAUAAAUUUAAAGGAAUUUCUGAUAUAGGUAUCAUCACAAGCAUAGACAUGUAAGAUAAUAACGCUUGCCUUUGACCAAUAAAAUCCAUUUCCUUCCUAAGAAGACACACUGAAUUUUGCCAAUGCAUGGAAGUUAUUCUAUGUAUGCAAGGAUCCAGUCACCACCGCCUUCAUUGAUUCCUUCCAGUCCACGUUUGUUCGGUAGUACGGAUACGUUGGAGAAGAUCAAACCACGAAAAAUUCUUUUGUGGAAUUUUGAUUGAUUUCAAUGGAUACAAAGUGGACGGCGAAGGGUCUAAACGAGCCAAGAAACACGUGGGAUUGCCGUGCUCUGGGAUGCCCGAUGAAUUUUCUUGUCUGACUAUUUGAACUACGUUCAAUCAUCAGUGUGUGGACCGACCAAGCUUCCACGAUUUUACCACAAGAAACUCUUACGCUUUUUCAAAAGUGCAGACACAUUUUCCGGCCGUUUUUGCACCGCACAGUGCAAGUUUCGUGUUCCCCGCGCGACGCGAUCCUUUUCGAAACAUUUUGCACUGUGCAAUUUUCAAUUCAAAGAAAAGCUUGCGUCGCAGCGAUAUCCGGUUGCACAGUGCAAAAGGUCAAAAUGCACCCCGCAAAAGGGAGUUUUGUGCACGGUGCGGCCCGCGACAAAAUGUGUCUGCACUUUUGAAAAAGCGUAAUACCUUCAUUUAUUAAAAUUUGAUUAAUUUUUCCGUGAGUUUUUACUAUAAAACGCCCCCUGAAUAAAUCACUUGACUCUAGAGCUCUCGCCUUGGUUCGUUACUUUAGUUACCAGACCUUUCGACAUUUGUGAAGUUCUGCGGCUAUCAACACUUUUCAUGAACUCCUUUGAUGUGUGAACUAAGCACGAUAACUUAUUAAAAAAACAUCGUUUUGGAAAGAGAUUUUUCUGUAACCGUUCCGAUAGUAAAACAAAACGCCGCUUAUUAUUGGCCAAACAAUAGAGAACGAAAAACGUCUAUACCGACAAACGAACAGAUACGAAAAUCAUAGAUAAAAGAAUCGUACGCUUUUCAAAUGUCGUCGUCAAUGUAUUACUUUUCUUUACUGUUUCUGUUCGUUUCGUAAACGUUUUAGGCCUAUAAAAGGCUUGGGCACAAUCAGCGUUUUAAAGCUUGUCUUUAUGAAGUUUCUAGGAUUGUCGCUUGUCAGCGUGCUUAUACUUUGUCAUAACUCUAACGUGAUAUCCAGUCCGGCCAAGGAAAGCAAAUUCGAGACCUAUGACGAUUUCGUGCAGUCUAUGAACGAAGCUGUAAAUCCCAGCCCUCCAAUUAUUGCGCCUACAGAUCCACGCUUCCCCCUUUUCAUGGGCUACGCAUGGGGCCUGAAUGCAACGUUAAAUUUUACUCUUAAUCCGUGCACGAAUUUCUAUGAAUACGUUUGCUCUCCAGGUGAAGAUCCAAGGGAAUCGCUCUUACGAAAUUCCAACGAUGCUAUCUUCAAAGGAUUGAAGAAGCCCGCGGUAAGUGCAGUGGUUUGCUAUAAGAUCUGACCGUGAGGGCCCAGAUGAAAAAAAAAUCCUUUCAGAAGUUCGAUGCCAUGAAGAAACUGAAGCAAUAUUUCGAUGAUUGCGUCGCGGGGUCAUCGUCGAAGGAAAUGGUUGAGGAAACUUACAAUAUUACAAAGGAGACUUUAGGGAUGGACUUCCCAGCGUUAUCGGGAGAUGCAGCCAAAAUUGAGAAACCAUCAAGAGCACAGAUCUCAAAAAUUGCGAAUUUUGGUGGCCUCAUUUCUAUACAUACGGACGAAUUUCUUAGAAAGAAUAGUUUUGUAAAAACGCUCGGGAUAUCAAGCGAGUCAGUGUUGGAAGAAGGCGUAGGUUACCCUAUAAUAACACGCAACUUUUAGUAUUUUUAUUCAUACCGGUACGAGUGGGACGAAUUUAGGCCAACUCUGAAAGCCCAACUUUCCGUGUUCUUGAAGAACUUGUCCAAGUAUUUGUCUCUGCCAAUGGAUGCCAGCAUAAUUGAGCGAGACAUUGAAGACAUACUUAAUGUUGAGAAAUAUGUGGCAGACUACGCAGGAGUUGACAGAAUUUUGAGGAAAAGUACAGCACCGCAAAAGUAAAGAGAACUAAUGUAAAAAAUUUCUGUUUCAGUUUGAAAUUGACGUUAACUAUUGGCGAAGCAAGUCAACGGUUUCCAUUUCUGGAUUUCCAAAGCGCAGUUCUCGAUUAUCUAGAGGAAGAGACUGACGAAUUAAAGGCCCGUUUCAGCUCUGAAAAGGCGGAGAUCAUAAUUGGUCUACCAGAUCGGUUCGCAAAUCUUUCUUCUUAUGUUCUAUCAAACGCGAUAACCGGAAGAACAUUGUACAACUACAUGUUUCUACAACGGAUGUAUCCUUUGAAAGAUAUGCUGCUACAACCCAACUCUAUUUUGAUCAAGCAGAAGGAGUCUCGCGACAGUGUUGCAGUGAAUGUUUCUCCUCCCGAACACACGUGCUUCAGCAGCCUAAUACAGACACCUAUCCUAUACCCUUUGUUAGACCGACUAUACAUCGAUGAACGAAUACCGAAUAAAGAAGAGCGCCGUACGAAAUUUUCCUACGUUACACAAAUGGUGAAAGAGAUCGUUGAAGGGUUUAGGGUAAGCCGUACUGCAACUUGUUUGCGUCAUGAUAUAAACCAAGAAUUUUUAGUUGGAGAUAAGCAAGAUGAAGUGGCCCGAGACGUUCAAAAAACACGUUGAUAUUAAAUUAAACAAUAUGCAGAUAAAUGUUGGCUACCCUACAAAGGUUGAUUCUGAUCAGUUCCUCAAUGACUAUUACUCUGAAUGGAACUUAACUGAUGCCAAUCCGAUUCAGUCAUUAAACAUAUUCGACGAAAUUCAAAGCGCAAAGGAAAUGAUGACAUCUGAGCGCGAUCGCACAGAUUUUUCGCGCCGCAUCGCGUCUGAGUUUAACGCAUUCAACAAUGCGGGCAGAAAUUCCAUAAAUAUAUUGGACGGAAUUCUGUACCCUUACCUUUACCACGUGCAAUAUCCAGCAGCAGUGAAUUACGGAACGUUGGGAAGUGUAAUUGCGCAUGAAAUCGUCCACAGCUUCGACAUAACCGGCGUUGAAUUCGAUGAGCAAGGUUAUCUUAAUUCGUGGCUUGACCCCGAAAGCAAACGACUUUUUGAUUCUAUGGCUGAGUGUGUCAUUAACCAAUACAACGCAAUGACGACUCCACAAGGUUGGCCUAUUGACGGCAAAUUAAGCGCCGGCGAAAACAUUGCAGAUAAUGGAGGUAGGAAUAACACUAUGUUUUCCAUAACGUUAGCUGAAAAUGAAAAGUACACACAGAAGGCAACAACACAUCUUUGUUGUUACAAUUCCAGGUAUUCACGGCGCUUUCAAUGCUUAUAAAGCACACCAAGCCCAGGUCGGUGAGGACCCGCGAUUACCUAUUGACAGAGUUUCUGGACUUACCAAUGAUCAACUUUUCUUUAUCGGAUUUGGAAAGUUCUUUUGCAAUGCCGGGAUACAAACUAAGCUUGAGUUAUACUCUGAUGUACAUGCCCCGAAUAAGAACAGAGUUAUUGGCGCGCUACAAAAUUCCAAUGAAUUCAAAAAAGCGUUUAAUUGUAAACCUACAGACUUGUAUGCUCAAAAACACUGUGAUGUGUAUACUGUGAGCGAUCAUGAUUGUUAACCUUUGAGAAUAAACUUUGAGCUUCCAUUAUUGUUGCUAUGAAAACCAACGGAAUUUUGCCAAUACGCAGAAGUUCACCAGAAGUCAGUUUGAUGCUAUUUAGUAUCCUUCACUGUGUAAUGGUGAAGGAAUCGUGUUAGCCUAAGGGUCGAAGGACAAUAAAUAUAGGUUUAUUAUAAGAUAGAAGUAACAAGAAAUAAACACCGAGAUAACAUUCACUGAAUAACGAUAAAUAACGACUGAAGUCCUAUUUACCUUCCAAGCUUCGAGAAGCUUCGAAUGACACGGAAUGCCAAUACAGUAAUCGUAGUUUACGUGUCGGGAUGCAAAGUGGACGGCGAAGGGUCUAAACGAGCCAAGAAACACUUGGAAUUGCCGUGCGCCGGAAUAUCCGAUGCAUUUUCUUGUCUGACUGUUUCAACUACGUUCAAUCGUCAGUGUGCGGACCGACCAAGCUGCGAGGAUCCUCAUAAGAGACUACCUUCAUUUAUUAUACUUUGAUUUGACUUUUUUACGUGAGUUUUUCCCAUAAAACGCCUUCUUUCCCCUGAAAAAUCACUUGACUCUUGAGCUCAAGUCUUGGUUUGUUACUGGGUUACCAGACCUGUCGGCAUUUGUGAAGUUCUGCGGCUAUCACACUUUUAAUGAACUUCUUUGAUGUGUGAACUAUGCACGGUAACUCAAAAAAAACCCCGUCGUUUUGGAACGAGAUCUUUCUGUAACCGUUCUGAUAGUAAAACAAAACGCCGCUUAAUAUUGGCCGAACAAUACAGAACAAAAGACGUCUAUACCGACAAACGAACAGAUACGAAAAUCAUAGAUAAAAGAAUCGUACGCUUUUCAAAUGUCGUCGUCAAUGUAUUACUUUUCUUUACUGUUUCUGUUCGUUUCGUAAACGUUUUAGGCCUAUAAAAGGCUUGGGCACAAUCAGCGUUUUAAAGCUUGUCUUCAUGAAGUUUCUAGGGUUGCUGCUUGUCAGCGUGCUUAUAUUUCGUCUUAAUUCUGAUGCACUAUCCAGUCCGGCCAAGAAAAGCGAAUUCGAGACCUAUGACGAUUUCGUCCAGUCUAUGAACGAAGCUGUAAAUCCCAGCCCUCCAAUUAUUGCGCCUACAGAUCCGCGUUUCCCCCUUUUCAUGGGCUACGCAUGGGGCCUGAAUGCAACGUUAAAUUUUACUCUUAAUCCGUGUACGGAUUUCUAUGAAUACGUUUGCUCUCCAGGUGAAAAUCCAGGCGCAUCGCUCACACGACUUUCCAACGAUCUUAUCUUCCAAGGAUUGAAGAAGCCCGCAGUAAGUGAAAUUACAGUGGCUUGCUAUAAGAUCUGACCGUGAGGGCCCAGAUGAAAAAAAUUCCUUUCAGAAGUUCGAGGCCAUGAAGAAACUGAAGCAAUAUAUCGAUGAUUGCGUUGCGGGCUCAUCGUCGAAGGAAAUUGUUGAGGAAACUUACAAGAGCGCAAAGGAGACUUUAGGGAUGGAUUUCCCAGCGUUAUCGGGAGAUGCAGCCAGAAUUGAAAAACCAUCAAGAGAACAGAUCUCAAAAAUUGCGAAUUUUGGUGGUCUCAUUUCUAUAUAUACGGAAGAAUUUCCUAGAAAGAAUAACUUUGCAUACACGGUUGGGAUAUCAAGCGCGUCAGUGUUGGAAAAAGGCGUAGGUUGCCAUGUUAUAACACGCAACUUUUAGCUUCUUUAUUCAUACCGGUACGAGUGGAACGAAAUUAGGCCAUUUCUUAAAGUCCAACUUAUCGACAUUUUAAAGAACUUGUCCAAGUAUUUAUCAAUGCCAAUGGAUGCCGGAAUAAUUGAGCAGGACAUUGAAGACAUACUUAAAGUUGAGAAAUAUUUGGCAGACUAUGGAUCGAACGACCCAAUUUUGCAGAAAAAAACAGCAGUGCAAGAGUAAAAGAAAACGAAUGUAAAAAAUAUGUUUUAGUAUAAAAUUGACGUUAACGAUUGGCGAAGCAAGCCAAAGAUUUCCAUUCCUGGAUUUCCAAAGCGCAAUUCUCAAUUAUCUAAACGAGGAGCCUGACGAAGUGAAGGCCCGUUUCAGCUCUGAAAAGGCAGAGAUCGUAAUUACUCUACCAGAUCGGCUUGCAAAUCUUUCUUCUUAUCUUCUAUCAAACGCGCUAACCGGAAGAACGUUGUACAACUACAUGUUUCUAAAACGGAUGUAUCCUUUGAAAGAAACGCUGCUACCAUCCAACUCUGUUCUGAUCAAGCAGAAGAAGCUUCGCGACGGUGUUGCAAUUAAUUUGUCUCCUGCUGAAGAAAUCUGCUUCAACCGACUAAUAUCCGACGAGUCGUCAAUCCUAAAUCAUUUGUUAGAUCGAAUAUACAUCGAUGAACGAAUACCGAAUAAAGAAGAUCGCCGAACAAAAUUUUCCUACGUUACACAAAUGGUGAAGGAGAUCGUUGAAGGGUUUAGGGUAAGACAAAUUACAACUUGUUUGCGUCAUGAUACAUAUGUGGGACGUUACUUAUAAAUUUCAGCACGCUAGUCCAUCGGAACCCCGCGGAUUUAAUAGUUUUAGUAAAUUCGGUCCAUCCCGCUAGGUGUAAAAAUUUUUGCUCCACGAAAUCUUUUUUACAUGAAUGCCUGUAAAAUACAGCCGUAAUCAUAAUUGAAAGCCAGGAAAAAAAACAUGAAGAAAAACUUGAUAACAAAAAAUUUUGACAGGCAAAUGUGAAAUCACAGGGCGCAAAUUGCGGCGCCUAGCCUAGUCCCGAAAAUUUGUCACGAUGACACCCGUUUAAAACGUGCCAGUGUAUUAAAAACGGUUGUAAAUGACUACUAGCACUCCCCAGUGUACCCUUAAAAAGACACCAGGUUCAAAACUUUCGCUCAUCCAAACGAUGAAGUCUGGAUGAUGCAUUUUCUGGAUUUUUUUGGCGGCGAGAAAAAUAAACAUGCAUUUUUUCUGGCUUUUAAUUAUGAUUACAGCUGUAUUUCACAGUCUUCAAGUGUUUUAGCCAUUUGCGCGGAGUCAACCAUGUUUUAACAUCGUUGAUUUUUGUUUUUUGUUGACCCCUUGAAAAUCGCAGUCCGUUUUUUUGAUAGAUUUUGCGCUAGCGUUGGUUAUUUUGACAUUCUAAAGCACAUUUAGGAUGUCGAAGAUAAAUGAGUAUUAUCAAAUAGACGGGUUCGUCUUGAGAACUGGCUGAAUUUAACCAAUAACUCUUAAAAAUACCUAGUACAAUGUAAGAAAAUGCCUGAACUGGCAGUUCUGUAAAACAUUUCCUCCUCCGCCCGAAAAAUCUCAACAGUAAGCAAUGUAAAAAUACAGGGUGAGACUUCAAGUCCCAAAACUUGACUAUUUUUGGUUAAAAAAGGUUAACUGUGGACUAAAUCCGCGGGGUUUGGAUGGACCAGCGCGCAGAAAUUGUAAGUAACGUCCCAUAUAUAAACCAAGAAAAUUUUAGUUGGAGAUAAACAAGAUGAAGUGGCCCGACACAUUCAAAACCCACGUUGGUACUAAAUUAAACAAUAUGCAGAUAAAUGUUGGCUACCCUACAAAGGUUGAUUCUGAUCAGUUCCUCAAUGAUUUUUACUCCGAAUGGAACUUAACUGAUGGCAAUUCGAUUGAGUCAUUAAAAGUAUUCCAGAAAAUUCAAAGGGCAAAAACAUUGAUGAAAUUGGAGCGCGACCGCACAGAGUUCGCAGGCCGCGCGUCUGAGUUCAACGCAUACAACCGUCCGGAUAGAAAUUCCAUAAAUAUAUUAGACGGAAUUCUGUACCCUCACAUUUACCACGUGCAAUAUCCAGCCGCAGUGAAUUACGGAACGUUGGGAAGUGUAAUUGCGCAUGAAAUCGUCCACAGCUUUGACAUAAGGGGCGUUGAAUUCGAUGAGCAAGGUUAUCUGAAUUCGUGGCUCGACCCUGAAAGCAAACGACUUUUUGAUUCUAUGGCUGAGUGCGUCAUUAACCAAUACAACGCAAUGACGACUCCACAGGGUUGGCGUAUUGACGGCAACUUCAGCGCCGGCGAAAACAUUGCAGAUAAUGGUGGUAAGACUAAUAGAAUCUGCAGGGUCGUAGCUACGCCAAAAUCACAUCUUUGUUGUUGUAAUUCCAGGUAUUCACGGCGCUUUCAACGCUUAUAAAGCGCACCAAGCCCAGGUCGGUGAGGACCCGCGAUUACCUAUUGACAGAGUUUCUGGACUUACCAAUGAUCAACUUUUCUUCAUCGGAUUUGCAAAGUUCUCUUGCAAGCCCGGAAUACAAAAUAAAUUUGAGUUAUAUUCUGAAUAUGCCCCGAGUAAGAACAGAGUUAUUGGCGUGCUACAGAAUUCCAAUGAGUUCAAGAAAGCCUUUAAUUGUAAGCCUACAGACUUGUAUGCUCAAAAACACUGUGAUGUAUAUACUGUAAGCGGUAAUGAUUGUUGACAUAUAAAUAAAUUUCUUUCUUUUACCCCAGGGUGUUCAGAGAAUUAUGGAAAAAACUAUUCAUUAAUAACUUUGCGCUCGGUGGUCCAAUCCGAAAAAUUUUUUUGGCAUUUUACAGAAAAACCUUGGAGUUUUUAGAAUCUGAAAAAAUUUUUUUUUCUUUUAUCGGCGGAGACUUCCGUAAUCCGCGUUGAAUUCGUUGGAGUGUUUUUUCACAAAAUAAGGCUGUAAAUCGUUGUAUUUAAGAGCGAAGGAAUAAGAAUUUUUUCUCGAGCUCGAGAAUAUUUGCUGGAUUCGCUACCAAUUUCAAAAAGUAACGAAAUGAUCGAUUUGCGACGUGGUCUCGGUAGCGAAUCCUUCUUUUCGCGACCUCCGAAAAAAGUCGGUCGCGAAUCGGCGUUUUCGCUACCUCCACGAGAGAGGAGGUAGCAAAACGGCGUUUUUGCGACGGCACGGAAUUGGGAGGUAGCAAAUCCGCGGAUUUGCGACGUCUCAAAUACAUAUAAACUCCGCCCCCUGAGUUUUGCAGCCAACCACCGCGUUUUGGCCUUUUUUGACAAAAAAAUACCAUUUAUGGUGAAAAAUUUUGCUUGUAAAUCGUACAUUUACGAAAUUAUGAAAGAAAAACGUCUUCUUCGUUAAAAUAUUUAUUAAUAAAAGACGUACAUUUUCGUAUAAAAUAUGCGUUUUUUUACAACAUUGUCCAAGCAUUGCCGGAGAGUUGGAUGGAACUGAAGAACAUGAAGAACAUGUUUUGCCAGAUAUGGCCGGAGUCGAGGGAUGGAUCAUGACCGCCAAAUUACCUUCCUGGAAAUCAAAAGCAACGUAAAAUUUCCUUAUCAUUUUCAGAAAAAAACACCUUCAUUUACCUCAUAUUGCAUGUGUCUAAUCCGAGCAUCGAAAUGGGCACAGUUUUGAGCAAAAAUACGGCCGACGGGAGUGAAACCGUAAUUCCAUGUAAUAAUUUAUUACCUAAAAACAGAAUAAGAAUACUUAAAUCCAAUCUUACCUCCUUUAGCAACUACCACUUGGCCAUUCCCUUGUUCGAUUUCAUUAUUUCUGCCUCCUGUAAACGAUUUAUAAGGCUCUUGCCUAGAAAAAAAUUGGAAAUCUCGUCUAAAAUCAAAAAAUAAUAAAAGAAACAGCUUACCAUGGAGUCAAAACGCCUUGUAUGUCCGCCAAUUUCGUCCCCGAUGUUUAUGGCGAUCACCUUGAGCCGGUUUAUCUUCUAAUUCAGCUUCUCUGCAUCAAUUUGGCCAAUUUCAACAAAAAGAAACAUAAGAACACAGGAAAAAAAAAGAAUUUAUGAAGUUGCAAAUGUUUUCGCGGCCCGUAAAAACGAAAUGCCACGCAGUCCGAGAACGGAUUUUAGGUCCAAUAACAAGGAUGUCUUCGGCCUUAUCAAUCAAAUCAACCGUUUUUUGGCCAUGGUAAGCUGUUUUGUUAUUAUUUUUUGACUUUAGACGAGAUUUCCAAUUUUUUUAUAUUAUUCAUGGCAAGAGUCUUACAAAUCGUUUUCAGGAGGCAGGAACAACGAAAUCGGACAAGGGAAAAGCCGUGUGGUAGUUGCUAAAGGAGGUAAGAUUUGAUUUAAGUAUUAUUAUUCUGUUUUUAGGUAAUAAAUUGUUGCCUGGAAUUCGGUUUCACUCCAGUCGGCCGUAUUUUUGCUCAACAUUAUGUCCGUUUCGAUGCUUGGAUUAG
Messenger RNA from Bursaphelenchus xylophilus (pine wood nematode), 12854 nucleotides. Lineage: Eukaryota; Metazoa; Nematoda; Chromadorea; Rhabditida; Aphelenchoididae. The record is from the annotation of a GenBank genome assembly.